GUAGAUGUACAGUUAGUUAUUUUAUUAGUUGAAGUCUUUUAGCCACCUAAGCUUUGAUUGUCAUGGCCAGAUUUCCUUUUUUUUAUUUUUUACAAUGUUUCAUUACCAUAAUUCUUUUUAGAUAUAAUUGCUUUUUUUGAAUAACAAUCUAAUAAGUGGUGCUUGGUCCUAUGGUGGGUGUAUCGUGGGACAUUAUUCAUACAUUGAUAUUUUUUUGAUGGCUGAUUAAUCAAGCAUUUGCAUUAACAUCUUUGACCAUAUAAUAUAAUGUGAUAUCUCCAGUUAUGGCUUUUUUAUGAGGGCAGUUGCACCCAUGUACUAGGACCGGGCCCACAAUCAGCACAGAUUGUCUUAUGAAUGAUUUGUGUUACAGUACUUGUAGUUUAUAAAGGAAGAAAAUCAACCCAAAUUCAACAUCAGUCCAAAUUACUACAUGCCUAUCGAAAGGACUCAGCAGGUCUGAGAUAGAGUAAACUCACUUUAUUAUAUUCUUCUUCACAAUGAUGUACAGUAAAUCAAUAAAAGCACUUUUCUCUAAAUUCUUUUCACAAACAUGCAAUAAAAAGAUUAAAGCUGAAUUAAUUCAAUUUUAUUUCAACUCCAUGCAGCCUUGGCUAUAAAGACAUCCUCAUUGUUUGGGUUGAUUUUCUCUUUCUUGUUCAACAUUUUAACCGUUUUUUAAUGCCCGUUAAUGCUUAUUACACUUAUUUCACAGGUAUCAUGCAAACUUGUUUUGUUGUUGUCAUAACCCAUUUUCCUCCCUCCAUUCCUACUACUACGUUGACGACGUGUUUUUUUCAAGAUGAGAAAAAGUGGAGCUCACUCGCACGAGUCGGUCUUAGACAGUGAGGGCAUGCACUGCGCACAAUGCAGUUGCUCUUAGACACACAGUAUCAGGGAUCUUAGAUAGACAGUCAAGUAGUCUACCGCGCAUGGAGAUUUUUGUUUUCUUGUUUUAUGCUUUUUCCACACUAUUUUCUUUUUACAUUCGGAUCAAAUCGAAUCCCAAAACCGAAUUUGUGUGUAUACAGACACACCAUUGGGGUGAAGUGGAGCGCAUUUUCACAGAAGAGACCCCUCUCUGUAUUUAUUUGUUAUUAAACUGGCAGAGCAAAAGGUUCAGGUCCAAGUACCACCCAGAUGAGGCCAGCCGACUUAAGGCAGAGGCCCACGGUGCCCUGCGCAACCGUGUGAAUGUCUUUGUGUUCCUGAUGGAGAAUAGCUGGUUUGAUAAUGUCUCUUUGGACAUUGAACAAACACCAGCCAUCAUCAAGGUUCUGGAUGCAGCCGUGAUAAAAAUGGAAGGUGGGACAGAUCAUGAUCUUCGCAUCUUGGACUUGCCAUCUGAAGAGGAAGAGGACAGGGAGAAGGCGGCGUCUGUUUCAGGGGGAGCUGAACCUCCUAAGAGAGAAGAGCUCAAAAUGUUGGAUGGCGACCGCAAACCCUCAGAGGAGAAAGACAAGACCGAAAAGGACCAGAGCGAUUCUGCCAUCACAGAGAGAGCUGCAGCCAGAGCGGAAAAAGGGGAGGAUAUUAAAGAGGAGGGAGAGAAAGAACCUACAGAAGAAGACAUGCCCGAACCCAAGAAGCCAAGAAGAAAGAGAAAGCGCAGCGGGGAUAGUGAUGAUGAAGCCAGUGCCUCAGAGAGCGAUUCAGACUCGGAUUCAGACUCCAACUCCAACUGCUCUGACAAACCCGUAAAGAAAGAAGAGGUGGAAGACAAGGAUGAGGAAGAAGAGGAGGGUGAAGAGGUGAAACCUAAGGAGAACACUGAGGAGGAGGAGGAGAAGAAAGAAGAAAAAAAGCCCAAAGAUGACUCUCCCAGACCCCGGCCUCUCCACAGGACCUGCUCUCUGUUCAUGAGAAGCAUUGCUCCAACUAUUUCCAAGGCUGAGAUUAUCGCACUGUGUCGUAGAUACUCUGGCUUUCUCCGGGUUUGCUUGUCCGACCCUCAUCCAGAGCGCAGGUUCUUCAGACGUUGCUGGGUGACAUUUGAUCGCAGCGUCAACAUCAAAGAGGUCUGCUGGAAUCUGCAGAACAUUCGACUGCGAGACUGUGAGCUGGCACCAGGGGUGAACAGGGACCUGGCGCGGAGGGUGCGUAAUGUUAAUGGCAUCACUCAGCACAAGCAGGUGCUCCGCAAUGACAUCAAGCUGGCUGCCAAACUCAUCCAUGCCUUGGACGAUAAAGGAGACCUGUGGAGCUUGAAGUCUCAGGACGAUAGUCAGAGCACAGAGCUGCCAGCCCAGAACCCCAUCUUGAAGAAUAUCACUGAUUACCUGAUAGAGGAGGUGAGUGCUGAGGAGGAGGAGCUCCUGGGCUCUGCAAGCGGGAUGGAUUCUGAGGAGGGCACCAAGGAAGGAAACCCUACAGAGAUGACUGUGGAGAGGGACGACAAGCUAGCCAAGGUUUUGGAUCGGCUGAUCUUGUACCUGCGCAUUGUGCAUUCAAUUGAUUACUACAACACCUGUGAAUACCCCAGUGAGGAUGAAAUGCCCAAUCGCUGUGGCAUGAUCCAUGUACGUGGACCCAUCCCCCCCAACCGCAUUACACAUGGAGAAGUGCAACAAUGGCAGAAGAUGAUGGAGGAGAAGCUGUGUCCUUUGUUUAGUUUAAAAGAAGUACUGUCUGAGGAUGAGGCAGUGAAGAUGGGCCGCAAGGACCCUGCGGAGGAGGUGGAAAAGUUUGUGUCUGCAAACACUCAAGAGCUUGGAAAGGACAAGUGGCUCUGUCCGCUUAGUGGCAAGAAGUUUAAGGGGCCAGAGUUUGUACGGAAGCACAUCCUCAACAAACACGGGGAUAAAAUUGAAGAAGUAAAAAAGGAGGUGGUGUUCUUUAACAAUUUCAUGAUGGAUGCCAAGAGACCGUCUCUGCCAGAGAUGAAAAUUCCUCCUCUUCCAGUCCCAGGUCAAGGCUUGCUUUCUCCCAGCAUGCCAUUUCCUCCUCAGGGUCCUCAGGGUCCAAUGGGUUUUGGACAGCCUCGCCCCCCACUGAUGGGCUACGGUGGAGGACCUCCCUAUCCCCCCAAUCAGUACGGAGGAGGAGGAGGAGGAGGAGGCAGAGGCAACUACGACAACUUCCGCGGACAAGGUGGCUACCUUGGGAAGCCACGCAACAUUAGAAUGUCACGAGGUGAUCCACGCAACAUCAUUGAAUAUCGCGACCUUGACGCACCUGAUGAUAUGGACUUCUUUUAGAAGGUUCACUUAGUCUUUGGUCUUAAUUCUUCCCCUGUUUUGUGUUCUGCUCGCUAUGUGUAGAGAUUAGCUCAUUUGUUUUCCUAAAUAUUUUAUUUUGCAAUUAUUGUGCCACUACUAGAACAAACUUCUGCUGUAAACUUGUUCUUCAAUAAAGUUGUGAUCUAAUUA
Scomber japonicus (chub mackerel) is the source of this 3368-nucleotide messenger RNA. RefSeq names its product serrate RNA effector molecule homolog (Arabidopsis) (gene srrt). Bases 933 to 3197 code for a protein of 754 amino acids. Gene Ontology annotation, cellular component: nuclear body. The record is from RefSeq and is a predicted model, not a curated record. NCBI's taxonomy places the organism in Eukaryota, Metazoa, Chordata, Actinopteri, Scombriformes, Scombridae. Gene Ontology annotation, biological process: mRNA processing; primary miRNA processing. The transcript has 16 exons.